AUGAAGCUAGGACAUCGUGAGCAACAAUUCUACUUGUGGUACUUCAUCGUUCACAUUCCCAUCACCAUAUUCAUCGACUCAUCAGUGGUUAUUCCCGCUAAAUGGCAACUAGGGAUUGCGCAAAAGGUUGUUAGUGAUCACAUCGCAAAGCAACACGAUUUCCUGCUAUCAGAGAAACCAGAAUGGCUAUACUGGUUUGUAGUCCUUGAGCUAGUUCUGCAACUACCCCUUUUCGUCUAUUUCGUCAAUAAAUUCUGGAAUUCAAGCGAAUUACAAGUUAAUACAAAUAGCAGAUUGAAAAAGUGGUUGCGUAUCUAUGGCUGGAAUGCCUCUCUAACUACCUUGAUAUGUAUCGUUGUUAUUUUCAAGCGUGGUUACAUUCCUUACGAUGUGCUAAAAACAAGCUUGUCCAUGACCCAGAAGUGUCAGUUAGCCUCGGUGUACCUACCUACAUUCCUAAUUCCUUUGCGUUUGUGUUUUGUGUAG
Messenger RNA from Saccharomyces cerevisiae S288C, 486 nucleotides. RefSeq names its product Ema19p (gene EMA19). The transcript has a single exon. NCBI's taxonomy places the organism in Eukaryota, Fungi, Ascomycota, Saccharomycetes, Saccharomycetales, Saccharomycetaceae. The record is from RefSeq and is marked reviewed. Gene Ontology annotation, cellular component: endoplasmic reticulum membrane. Bases 1 to 486 code for a protein of 161 amino acids.